AUGGAAAAGAGUGAUUACGUCAACAAGGCGAACCAAGUCUUCAACGACAGGGAAGCCUAUGCACCACUCGCGGAGGACCCUACUAAAAAGCAAGCCGCAGCUGUGAAAAAGAAGAUGAAUGAGCUCACUCGACUGAAACUCAUAACCCCCGAUGACUCCAGAUGUAUGACUCUCAACGACCCCCGAAUAACCCAUGCAUAUGCCCUCCCAAAGGUGCACAAAGAAGGUGCGCCAUUGAGGAUCAUAGUGCCGCUUAUUGGAUCGCCCAACUACAACCUCGCUAAAUGGUUAUACAGGCACUUGAAGCACCUCACCAACGGAUCACAAUAUACCACCAAAAACGCUCAGGCAUUCCUCCAGAAGAUCCAAGGCCUGAAAGUAAGUCCUGAUGAGUGUAUUCUAUCGUUUGAUGUGGUUGCCCUGUUUUCCUCAAUACCACAUGACCGAGCGAUUGAGAGCGUAACCCGACGCCUGCAAGAUAAUCCAACCAAAAUUCCAAUAGAACACAUUUCAGAACUUCUUAGACUCCGUCUCAAGAACGACUGCCAAUUCGACGGAAAGUUUUAUCAACAGAUUAGGGGUACACCAAUGGGCUCGCCAAUAGCAGGUCUACUAGCUGAACUAGUACUACAACAACUAGAAGAAGAAGUUAUGCGGACCUUUAAACCAAAAAUGUGGUUCCGAUACGUAGAUGAUACGUUUGUUAUCAUGAAGACCUGCGAAACUGAGCAACUACAUCUGAGUCUGAAUAGCGUCUUCCCAGCUAUCCAGUUUACUUGCGAAGAGGCAACAGGAGGCAUUCUCCCGUUUCUAGACGUUAGUAUCAAAACACUUAGGGAUGACGACCUUGCAACAAGCGUCUACCGAAAAGACUCCAGUGCCGACAUCAUUAUCAAUUAUGAAAGCAACCAUCCCGCGGCUCAUAAAAGGCGCUGUGUCCGAACCCUUUUCCACCGGGCCUAUCGUUACUGCAGCAGCGGUGCUCUACUUAAGAAAGAACUCGCUUUCCUGUAUCGGUUAUUCCGGCUCAACGGAUACCCGGUCAGCUUUGUAAAAAAUUGUCUCAGGCAUCAGAGACAACCACAAGGCACUGGUUCUAAUGAGGGACCAGAACUUCGAAAAUUCUACUCUCUGCCCUACAUGCAGGGUAUUUCAGAAACGAUCGCCCGGCAACUAAACCGGUUUGGCAUCUUCAUUGCCCACAAGCUGGCGUCCUCUGUGCGCGCAACACUAUCGUGA
Spirometra erinaceieuropaei is the source of this 1239-nucleotide messenger RNA. The record is from the annotation of a GenBank genome assembly. Lineage: Eukaryota; Metazoa; Platyhelminthes; Cestoda; Diphyllobothriidea; Diphyllobothriidae.